Molecule: messenger RNA, 535 nt
Organism: Alnus glutinosa
Lineage: Eukaryota; Viridiplantae; Streptophyta; Magnoliopsida; Fagales; Betulaceae
Product: transcription factor UPBEAT1-like
Exons: 1
Coding region: 34-363 (109 amino acids)
Biological process (GO): regulation of DNA-templated transcription
Molecular function (GO): protein dimerization activity
Source: RefSeq, a predicted model, not a curated record
CCUCUCUCUCUCUCUUCCUCUGAGAGAUCGACAAUGAGUUCAACUGCAGAGAAGCGCAAAGCCUUGCUGAGAAGAACAAGAAGAAGACUGACAAGAAGAACCAGCUCAAGAAGACGGCUCCAAGCGCGUCCUUGUAGAGCUCGGAGAAGCUUCAACAAUGGCGGGCGCACGUGCUCCAAGGUCUCAGACAAGUUGGAGGCCCUCAAGAACCUCAUUCCAGCCCACAAUGGUGAAACAGUAAAUCCCGACCAGCUGUUUAAAGAAACUGCGGAGUACAUCGUUCUCUUGAGGACCCAGGUCGUGAUCUUGCAGAGACUCGUUGAGUUUUAUGGGUCUAGUGGGAUGAACAAUGUUGUAUUAUAGUUUAUCUUCUUUGUUAUAAUUUAAAUUAAGAAAUAGAGAGGGUAUUUUGGUGUUAUUAUAUUUUGCAUGGUCUGUUUGGCUGGGGAGAAAGUUGAACAAAAUGGGGAAAGGAAAGUUUGGAACUUUUAAUUAAUAGAGAGAUCUCUGGCUCAAGUGGUUGCCAUCUUCUUAA